AUGGAGGAUUUACAACCUGAAAACUAUCGUAUCAUAUGGAUCGCGCCAUUAGAAAUCGAGGCACAAGCCGCUUUACAUAUGCUAGAUCAUAGGCAUACCGGUAGAUUUCCAAUGGCUCGCGGCGACGAUUACGUCUUCCAAGCCGGCGAUAUGUGCGGCCAUAAUGUUGUAAUUGCAACUCUUCCGGCUGGUCAAGAGUACGGGUCGGGAUCAGCCGCUGCCCUUGCCAGCCAGGCAAAGAAGUUUUUUCCUAACUUCUGGUUUGGACUCCUAGUAGGCGUGGCUGCUGGUAUUCCUGAUCUCAAACAAGACCCACCACGAGAUAUCAGAUUAGGUGAUGUUCUUGUCAGUAUCCCAGAUAUGGACCGUCCAGGAACUGUGGCAUACGACUUAGGCAGAGAGAUAGGGGGGGAUACGCUUCAGCUUCUACGGCAUGGUUAUGUUCUUGCUCAGACUGAGCAAGUUGUGAGGUCAGCUAUUGGCAGUAUCAAACUUGAUUCACCAGAGGAGUCCAGACUAUUUCUUCCAUUUUACGAAAAUAUGAAGAACAAGAAACAUGCGAAAGGGACGUUUAUUGAUCCCGGGCAAGAUCGCGACAACUUCUAUCAACUAGGAGACGACGGUAUCGAGCAUAUUGUGGAAAGACCAAAACGGCCUGCUUCAGAACGCACUAGAGUGUGGUAUGGUCCAAUAGGGUCAGGCGAGAAACUUAUGAGGAGUGCUUCGAAGCGAGAUAAGUUGAGAGAUGAGCAUGGCAUUAUCGGCCUAGAGAUGGAAGCAGCGGGUAUUAUGAAUCGACUUAAUGUCGGCGUUAUCAGGGGCACAUGUGACUACGCAGAUGAUCACAAGAACAAGGACUGGCAACCAUAUGCUGCAGCUAUUGCGGCAGCAUAUGCCAAAGCACUCUUGUCUCAAAUCCCACCAAGCCAGCCGCCGAAUCGCCCGGUGCCACCAGGACGUGAUCUAUAUGAUUCCCCUGCGAAUAAUGGACGAGGUAGAGGCUAUACGGCCAAGUCACCAGCAUUCAAUAAUAAUGAAUCCAGAAGAGAGCACGGCAACCCGGAUAAUAUAACCGAAGAUGUAUCCGAUAGAGGAACAAUUACAUUCAGCGGUCGGGGUAACCAGAAUAUAGGCUCUGGAAGCAUUUCAAUUGGUGGAGCACAGCACAUUUCUUGA
Molecule: messenger RNA, 1176 nt
Organism: Daldinia vernicosa
Lineage: Eukaryota; Fungi; Ascomycota; Sordariomycetes; Xylariales; Hypoxylaceae
Product: purine and uridine phosphorylase
Exons: 3
Coding region: 1-1176 (391 amino acids)
Biological process (GO): nucleoside metabolic process
Molecular function (GO): catalytic activity
Source: RefSeq, a predicted model, not a curated record